Molecule: messenger RNA, 2553 nt
Organism: Diutina rugosa
Lineage: Eukaryota; Fungi; Ascomycota; Pichiomycetes; Serinales; Debaryomycetaceae
Gene: RNR1
Product: ribonucleotide-diphosphate reductase subunit
Exons: 1
Coding region: 1-2553 (850 amino acids)
Biological process (GO): DNA replication; deoxyribonucleotide biosynthetic process
Cellular component (GO): ribonucleoside-diphosphate reductase complex
Molecular function (GO): ATP binding; ribonucleoside-diphosphate reductase activity, thioredoxin disulfide as acceptor
Source: RefSeq, a predicted model, not a curated record
AUGUACGUUCAGAAAAGAGAUGGCCGCCAGGAGCCGGUGCGGUUCGACAAGAUUACCUCGCGUCUCCACAAGCUCUGCUAUGGUCUCGACGGUAACCACGUUGAGGCCGAAGCAAUCACCAAGAAAGUCAUCCUGGGGGUGUACAAGGGUGUAAGCACGGUUGAGUUGGACGACUUGGCUGCCGAAACCGCGGCGUCGAUGACCACUCUCCACCCUGACUACGCUAUCUUGGCCGCGAGAAUCGCGGUGCUGAAUUUGCACAAGCAAACCACCAAGACUUUCUCGCACGUGUGCAAGGCGUUGUACGAAUGGGUCAACCCUAAGACCGGCUUGCACUCGCCGAUGAUCUCUGAGGAAACCUGGCAAAUCGUCCAAGAGAAUGAAGACGCCAUCAAUUCGGCCAUUGUCUACGACCGUGAUUUCAGCUACAACUACUUCGGGUUCAAGACUUUGGAACGGCUGUACCUUUUGCGUAUCGACGGUAAGAUCGCCGAAAGACCUCAACACUUGAUCAUGAGAGUCGCCAUCGGUAUCCACGGCAGAGACAUUCCGCGUGUCAUUGAGUUGUACAACAUGAUGUCGCAAAGAUACUUCACUCACGCUUCGCCCACUUUGUUCAAUGCUGGUACUCCUAACCCGCAAAUGUCGUCGUGCUUCCUUGUCGCUAUGAAGGAUGACUCUAUCGAUGGUAUUUACGACACCUUGAAGACUUGUGCUCUUAUCUCGAAGUCGGCCGGUGGUAUCGGUUUGCACAUUCACAACAUUCGUGCCACUGGUGCUUACAUUGCUGGUACUAACGGUACCUCGAACGGUAUCAUCCCUAUGCUUCGGGUGUUCAACAACACUGCUCGUUACGUUGAUCAAGGUGGUAACAAGCGUCCUGGUGCCUUCGCCAUGUACCUUGAACCUUGGCACGCUGACAUUUUCGAGUUCAUCGACAUCCGGAAGAACCACGGUAAGGAAGAAAUUCGGGCUCGGGACUUGUUCCCCGCGUUGUGGAUCCCCGAUUUGUUCAUGCAGAGAGUGGAACAAAACGGUGAAUGGACGUUGUUCUCGCCCAACGAAGCUCCCGGCUUGGCUGACUGCUACGGCGACGAAUUCGUCGAAUUGUACGAACGCUAUGAGCGUGAAGGCCGUGGUCGUCAAACCAUCAAGGCGCAAAAGUUGUGGUACUCGAUCCUUGAGGCUCAAACCGAAACCGGUACCCCUUUUAUGCUUUACAAGGAUGCUUGCAACAAGAAGAGCAACCAAAAGAACUUGGGGAUGAUCAAGUCGUCGAACUUGUGCUGUGAGAUCGUUGAAUACUCCGACCCUGAUGAAGUUGCCGUGUGUAACUUGGCUCUGAUUGCCCUUCCCUCGUUCGUGGAAAAGGACUCGAAGAGAACUUGGUACAACUUUGAGAAGUUGCACGAAGUGACUAAGGCCGUCACCCGUAACUUGAACCGUAUCAUCGACCGGAACUACUACCCCGUGCCGGAAGCUAAGCGUUCCAACUUCAAGAACCGUCCCAUUGCUCUUGGUGUCCAAGGUUUGGCUGAUGCGUUUAUGGAAUUGCGUUUACCUUUCGACUCUCAAGAUGCUCGUGAACUUAACAUUCAAAUUUUCGAAACCAUUUACCACGGUGCUAUUGAAGCUUCGAUCGAAUUGGCUGCUGUUGACGGUCCUUAUGAAUCUUACGAAGGUUCGCCUGCGUCCAAGGGCUUGUUGCAAUACGACUUGUGGGGCCGCAAACCCACUGAAUUGUGGGACUGGGACACCCUUAAGGAAAAGUUGGCUAAGCACGGUUUGCGCAACUCGUUGUUGGUGGCGCCUAUGCCCACUGCCCUGACCUCGCAAAUCAUUGGUAACAACGAAUGCUUCGAACCUUACACUUCCAACAUUUACUCGCGGAGAGUGUUGGCUGGGGAAUUCCAAAUUGUCAACCCUCACUUGUUGCGGGACCUUGUUGAGUUGGGUCUUUGGAACGACGCGAUGAAGGCUAACAUCAUUGCCAACAACGGGUCGAUCCAAUCGUUGCCUAACAUUCCUGAUGAAAUCAAGGCUCUCUACAAGACGGUGUGGGAAAUUUCGCAGAAGCACAUUAUUGACAUGGCUGCUGACCGGGCGGCGUUCAUUGACCAGUCUCAAUCGCUUAAUAUUCACAUCAAGGACCCGACUAUGGGUAAGUUGACCUCGAUGCACUUCUACGGGUGGAAGAAGGGUUUGAAGACUGGUAUGUACUACCUCCGGACCCAAGCUGCCGCUGCUGCUAUUCAAUUCACCAUUGACCAAGAACAAGCAUUGACUGCUGGUGAAACCAUGGCCACUUUGGAGAAGUUGAACCAACGUAGAUACGUGCCCCGCACCGGUCUGUCGCUGAGAGAGUCUCUGACUGAGCCCAACUCGUUGGAAAACUCGCUCUCUAACUUGAAGAUGGCGGAUACCCCUCAAGCCACUACUGACGACAAGCCCCAGGCCGCCACCGAAGGUGAACUGGAACAAGACAUUUACAGUGCCAAGGUUAUUGCCUGCGCUAUCGACAACCCUGAGUCGUGCACCAUGUGCUCGGGUUAA